GAGAGGCUGAGGAGGGAAGCGAGGCGGACGGGCGGACGGACGGGCGGAGGAGGAGGAGGAAGAGGAGGAGGAAGGCAGACCGGGCUGGGCCUGACGGCGGCAGAAGGAGCCGGAGGAGGACUCGAAGGAGGACUCGGGCGGAGAAGAUGGCGGACGGGGACAGCGGAAGCGAGCGAGGCGGCAGCGGCAGCGGCAGCGGGGGAGGCGGCGGCGGCGGAGGAGGAGGUGGAGGAGGCGGAGGCGGAGGCGGCUUCCAGGGCCACCGUGGAGGCGGCGGCGGCGGGCCCGGCCCCGGCCCGGAGCAGGAGACGCAGGAGCUGGCCUCGAAGCGCCUGGACAUCCAGAACAAGCGCUUCUACCUGGACGUCAAGCAGAACGCCAAGGGCCGCUUCCUGAAGAUCGCCGAGGUGGGCGCGGGGGGCUCCAAGAGCCGCCUUACCCUCUCCAUGGCCGUGGCCGCCGAGUUCCGAGACUACCUGGGCGACUUCAUCGAGCACUACGCGCAGCUGGGACCCAGCAGCCCCGAGCAGCUGGCCCAGGCCUCCCCGGGCGGCGAGGACGGCGGCGGCGGGGUCGGCGGGCCCCGGCGGGCCCUCAAGAGCGAGUUCCUGGUGCGCGAGAACCGCAAAUACUACCUGGACCUCAAGGAGAACCAGCGGGGCCGCUUCCUCCGCAUCCGCCAGACCAUCAACCGCGGGCCCGGCGGAGGAGGAGGAGGCGGCGGCGGCGGCGGGGCCGGCUUCCCCGGCGGGCCUCCGGGCCUCCAGAGCGGCCAGACCAUCGCCCUGCCGGCCCAGGGCCUCAUCGAGUUCCGCGACGCGCUGGCCAAGCUGAUCGACGACUACGGCGCCGACGAGGACGAGCUGGGCGGCGGCGGCGGCGGCGGCGGAGGGCCCGGCGGAGGUCCCGGAGGCGGCGGCGGGGGAGGCUUGUACGGGGAGCUGCCCGAAGGCACCUCCAUCACGGUGGACUCCAAGCGCUUCUUCUUCGACGUGGGCUGCAACAAGUACGGCGUCUUCCUGCGCGUCAGCGAGGUGAAGCCUUCCUACCGCAACGCCAUCACGGUGCCCUACAAAGCCUGGGCCAAGUUCGGCGGCGCCUUCUGCCGCUACGCCGACGAGAUGCGCGACAUCCAGGAGCGGCAGCGGGACAAGCUCUACGACCGGCGCGCGGGGCCGGCCGGGCCGGGCAGCGGCAGCGGCGCAGGGGACGACUCCGACGGGGAUGAUGUGGACGACGACUGAGCCUCUCCUCCUUCCUCUCUUCCUCUUCCUCCUCCUCCUCCUCCUCUCUAAACGAUAACAACACCCACCCACCCACCCACCCAAUUUCCCUCCCCAGCAGCCGCCGAGGGGUGGGGGUGGUUUCCCAUGGGGAGAAGGAGCGGAUGGAAAUGGGGCGCAACCCGAUCCUACUCUUUCCUUCUCCCCGAGGGGGGAGAGAGAGGGGGGGGAAAGCCCUGCCUGCCCGGCCUCCACCCACCCACCCACCCACCGCUUUCUGGAGCAGCCCCCCUCCCGAAUUGGCCUCCUUUUCCCAGGGCUCCCCCUCCCUCCAGGAUGCAGCAUCUGUCCCUGAGUUGCCCCGGCUUUAAUCUCUCCCCCCCUCCCAACCCAGAGAGAGAGAGAGAGAGAGAGGGGUGGGGGGGAAUCCCCACGACCUCAGUUAACCUCCCUCCUGGCCUGCAGAGUGGCGAAAAGGAGGUUCCUUUCCACCCCUGAAAACUGGGAUCCGCUCCACCAAGGGAUCUGCUCUGGCUUCCCAAGGCUUCUCAUCUGCCCCAACAGCUGAAAUGUGUGGCGUCGUCUUCUUUUUCCCCCCCACUUCCCUCCCCCUCACCCACCCAUCCUUCCCCCUCCUUCCCUCCCUCCCUUCCUUUCAUUUCUUUCUUUCUUAAUUUAUUGGAGGGGGUUGAAAUGGGGAGAGAAUUUCAUCUGAUCUCCUUCUCCCUUUCUCCUCGGGUGCCCUCCCCUCUCCUGCAUUUUGAGAUCUCGUGUUCCUCUUCCUCCUCCUCCUCCUCUUCCUCCUCCGCUCUCGAAACCAGCAUUCUGGAGACUGCAUGGCCACCGAGCACAGUUUGGAAAAAGGAAGACGAUGAAGCUGGCACAGCUAUCCAAAUCCAGCAGCCUAACCGGGCAAGUUGUUUUU
Messenger RNA from Pseudonaja textilis, 2148 nucleotides. Lineage: Eukaryota; Metazoa; Chordata; Lepidosauria; Squamata; Elapidae. The record is from RefSeq and is a predicted model, not a curated record.